Molecule: messenger RNA, 1920 nt
Organism: Nannospalax galili (Upper Galilee mountains blind mole rat)
Lineage: Eukaryota; Metazoa; Chordata; Mammalia; Rodentia; Spalacidae
Exons: 4
Biological process (GO): virion assembly; proteolysis
Molecular function (GO): aspartic-type endopeptidase activity
Source: RefSeq, a predicted model, not a curated record
GACCCGCAGGCCCUAACGGCCCUCAUAGAAUCCAUCCUUCUCACCCACCAGCCCACGUGGGAUGAUUGCCAACAGCUAUUACAGGUCCUCCUAACUACGGAGGAAAAGCAGAGGGUCAUCCUGGAAGCCCGGAAGCACGUCCCGGGGGCAGAUGGGAGGCCGACCCAGCUGCCGAAUGAGAUUGAGGCUGCCUUCCCUCUCACUAGGCCUGCUUGGGACUUCAAUACAGCUGAAGGUAGGGGACACCUACGUCUUUAUCGCCAGGUGCUUGUAGCGGGCCUCCAAGGGGCAGGAAGGCGCCCCACCAAUUUGGCUAAGGUAAGAUCAGUAAUGCAGGGAACUGACGAGCCGCCCACUGUGUUCCUAGAAAGACUUAAAGAGGCAUAUCGGAGGUACACCCCCUUUGACCCCGAUAGCCCCGAUCAAGAAGGAGGUCGGGGCCAGGAACCCCCACCUGAGCCCAGGGUAACUCUUCAUGUUGGGGGACAGCCAGUCACCUUCAUAGUAGAUACUGGGGCGCAACAUUCCGUCCUUACCCAGACGACUGGCCCGCUUAGUAAGAAAACAAUAUGGGUAGAAGGAGCCACUGGAGCCAAACGUUACCACUGGACUAUAAGCCGGGAGGUUCAGCUUGCUUCAGGGACGGUGACUCAUACCUUCCUGCAUGUACCAGACUGUCCCUACCCCCUGCUAGGACGGGACCUACUAACCAAGCUUGGAGCACACAUCUACUUUGAAAAUAAGGGAGCCAAGGUUACUGAUUCCAAAGGGACACCCAUACAAGUGCUUACUCUUAAAUUAGAAGAUGAAUAUAGACUACAUCAUGGUCCCCAUCUUGUCCAGACAGACAUAGAUCAGUGGCUGUCCAAGUACCCUGACACUUGGGCAGAGACGGGAGGAAUGGGGCUGGCCAUACACCAGCCACCCCUAAUUGUUGAACUAAAAGCCACCGAGACCCCGGUGGCUGUCAAGCAAUAUCCUAUGACAGCCGAAGCCCGCCAAGGAAUUAGGCCACACAUUAAACGACUGCUGGAACAAGGGAUAUUAAUCCCAUGCUGGGCAGCCUGGAACACCCCUCUGUUGCCUGUUAAGAAACCUGGGAGCGGGGAUUACAGACCAGUGCAGGACCUGAGAGAAAUCAACAAGCGGGUAGAAGAUAUCCACCCCACGGUCCCAAACCCUUAUAACUUAUUGAGCACCCUGUCUCCCAGCCAUACCUGGUACUCUGUAUUGGACCUAAAAGAUGCCUUCUUCUGCCUAAAGCUGCACCACCAGAGUCAGCCCCUGUUCACCUUCGAAUGGAAGGACUCCGAUCUGGGAAUUUCCGGUCAGCUUACUUGGACACGGCUGCCACAGGGGUUCAAGAACAGCCCCACCCUCUUUGAUGAGGCCCUGCACCAAGAUCUGACUGCUUUCAGGACCCUCCACCCCCACCUGAUUCUGUUGCAGUAUGUAGAUGACAUUUUGCUGGCGGCAGAGACACGGGAAGAGUGCCUAACAGGUACAGAGGCUCUUUUGCAAGAAUUGGGGCUGAUGGGCUACAGGGCCUCUGCAAAGAAGGCACAACUCUGCCAACAAGAGGUAACCUAUUUGGGGUACCGAUUGAACGGAGGGCAGAGAUGGCUGACACAAGCCCGCCAGGAGACCAUCUUGGGCAUCCCGACACCCCAAGAGGCGUACCCGACGAAGACAGAAACUGCCAAAAUGGUGUCUAAGAAGUUAUUGGAAGACAUUUUUCCUCGAUUCGGGAUGCCUCAGACACACCUGCAAGCGUUGCAGCUGGCACACGAAGAAAUCUGGAAACCCCUGGCAGCAGCCUACCAAGAUGCUGUUAACACCCUUAUUGCCCCCCAUCCCUUCCAACCAGGUGACACUGUCUGGGUCUGGAGGCAUCAGGCUCGAAGCUUGGAGCCUCGCUGA